Molecule: messenger RNA, 1152 nt
Organism: Anopheles marshallii
Lineage: Eukaryota; Metazoa; Arthropoda; Insecta; Diptera; Culicidae
Gene: Fen1
Product: flap endonuclease 1
Exons: 2
Coding region: 1-1152 (383 amino acids)
Cellular component (GO): nucleus
Molecular function (GO): DNA binding; RNA-DNA hybrid ribonuclease activity; 5'-3' exonuclease activity
Source: RefSeq, a predicted model, not a curated record
AUGGGAAUUAAAGGACUCUCACAACUGAUCGCAGAUAUCGCCCCGUUUGCAGUGAAGGAGGGAGAAAUCAAGCAAUUUUUUGGACGAAAAGUGGCUAUCGAUGCGUCUAUGUGUCUGUACCAAUUUCUGAUAGCUGUGCGUGCGGAAGGUGCCCAACUAACUUCGGUGGACGGCGAAACGACUUCUCAUCUUAUGGGCACGUUCUACCGUACCAUUCGGUUGCUGGAGAACGGCAUCAAGCCGGUGUAUGUGUUCGACGGAAAGCCUCCGGAUCUAAAGUCUGGUGAGCUAAACAAGCGUGCCGAACGACGCGAAGAAGCGCAGAAAGCUUUGGAUAAAGCAACCGAAGCUGGCGCGGUUGAAGACAUUGAAAAAUUUAACCGACGACUCGUGAAGGUUACUAAACAGCACUCAAAUGAAGCGAAAGAGCUGCUGCGUCUGAUGGGCGUUCCGUACGUGGAAGCACCAUGUGAAGCGGAAGCGCAAUGCGCCUCAUUGGUUCGCGCUGGGAAGGUGUAUGCAACAGCCACCGAAGAUAUGGAUGCGCUUACGUUCGGUUCAUCUAUCCUGCUGCGGCAUCUGACGUUCAGCGAAGCGCGCAAGAUGCCCGUCCAGGAGUUCAACUACGAAAAGGUACUGAAAGGUUUCGAGCUGUCGCAGGACGAAUUUAUCGAUCUGUGCAUUCUGCUCGGUUGCGACUACUGCGACACUAUACGGGGUAUCGGGCCGAAAAAGGCCAUUGAGCUGAUCAACAAGCACCGGUCGAUUGAAACGAUUCUCGAACAUCUCGACACUCAGAAGUACAUCGUGCCGGAAGACUGGAACUAUCAACAGGCCCGUCGGCUGUUUAAGGAACCAGAAGUUCAGGAUGCGGAAACAGUUGAGCUGAAGUGGUCUGAACCGGACGAGGAAGGUUUGGUUAAAUUCUUGUGCGGUGAUCGUCAGUUUAACGAGGAUCGCAUACGCACUGGAGCGAAAAAGAUAUUGAAAACGAAAAACACCGCUACACAAGGCAGGUUAGAUUCGUUCUUCAAAGUAUUACCGUCGGUCGGUACCCCCAAACGGAAAGUGGAUGAGAAAAAACCACUCGUCGGUUCAGCAGCGAAGAAAGCCAAAACUGGCGCUGCUACUAGAGGAAGGAAACCAAAGUAA